ACAGCAAUGGCGACCGCGCGCGCUGCACGUGUACUUUUCCAGUUCUUUCUUUUGUCAUUGUGCGUUCUGCCUCACGUAUUCAGCUCUGUUACUGAUGUGGUGUGUGUUGGUGCUGUGUGCCCUGGGAUUGCCGAUGAAUAUAAGUUCCCCACGCCUCCGCUGGACCUACAGGAGCAGCUGAAAGCUGUGAAGCUGGGCGAGGUGUCCGACCAACUGAGGACAAAAAUUGCAUGGUUGCACUUGGAUAUAUGCCGCUACACGCUGUACCCUGGAAAAAGGAACCUUUAUUACGAGGCUGCACGGCUCCUCGUCUACUUCUAUCCGACCUUACGUGACAUCAAUGGACCAGGCUUCAACUCUUGGUGGAGACAACUAAAGAACAGGACAAAAAACCAGAGAAAAUCGUUGAGUGACAUUGCAAUGGUGAAGGCAGCACGUGAAAAAUAUGGCAAGAUGAAGAGGGCGGAUGAUGCAGGGACUACGCCAGCGUCACCAAGAAGUUGCAUCCGUCAGACGGUGAUGUUUUAUUUACACGUACUCAAUUCGCAUGUUCUGGGCUUCGAUUGGCACAUAGGUUGUAAAUACUGA
Messenger RNA from Ornithodoros turicata, 588 nucleotides. RefSeq lists its product as uncharacterized. The record is from RefSeq and is a predicted model, not a curated record. The transcript is spliced from 4 exons. The coding region runs from base 7 to 588 and encodes 193 amino acids. NCBI's taxonomy places the organism in Eukaryota, Metazoa, Arthropoda, Arachnida, Ixodida, Argasidae.